Paramecium sonneborni is the source of this 1306-nucleotide messenger RNA. The record is from the annotation of a GenBank genome assembly. Lineage: Eukaryota; Ciliophora; Oligohymenophorea; Peniculida; Parameciidae.
AUGCAAUUUGUAUGCAAAAGAAGGCGUAAACUUUUCAAUAGCAUUUAUAAAAUUGGAAUAAAAACAAAUGAGAUUAUCAUAUCAGAUGUAAUUCAUUCCAUUAAUCUAAGAGAACCAACAUAGUCAAAUAUUCAAUUCCCUUUUACUCAGAUAUUGAAGUAAAUUGGAACUUAGAUGACAACUAAUUAAUAGGAUUUGAGUUUAUCUAUAAUAAAAAACUCAUUUAAUUUGAGAUGAACUCAUUAGAUUGUCAUGUAUUUUAAGACAUUGUCAAAUCAUAAAUCUUCUUUUCAAACUUAUACAAAUUUUAUAAACCUAUUUAUGUAAUUGGUAAAGGAAGUUAUAGUACUGUAAUUUUCAUAUUCAAUAUUUAAGGUCUUGAAAGUAGUAAGUUACCAAAAUAAAAAUAUGUACGCAUGUAAGUGUAUACAAUCAAAUAACAACUUUUCUGAACAAGUAUUAUACUUUUUGAAUUUAGGAUAUAAUGAAUGAGAUUUAUAUACAUUCUUUAAUAAAUCAUCAAAACAUAGUAAAACUUGUGGGAAUCUGUAAAACAAAAAGAAAUUUUUAUUUAUUGAUGGAAUUACCUAAUGGAGAUACUUUGAAAUAAUAUUUAUAUCGAAGAGCUAAAUUAAGUGAGGAAGAAAUUAUUCGAAUUUUUAAAGUAAUAAUUAUUAAUAAAAAAGCAAUUAUUAUAAGCUAUUGAUUAUCUUCACUAAAAAAACAUUAUACAUAGAGACAUUAAACCAGAAAACAUCAUAUUAUAACACUUAGAUGAUCAAAGUACUAAAUUCAAUAACAAAAGUACUCAUUAAAUUAAUUGACUUUGGGCUUGCUGCAAAUCUUAAUGAUUCAAAUAUUGUGUAUAAGGUUUGUGGAACUAAUGGCUAUGUUGCUCCAGAAAUAAUAAAUAAUGAUGGGUCCACUCCAUAUGAUACUAAAAGUGAUAUUUUCAGUUGUGGAGUAAUCCUAUAUUAAUUGUAAUAUUUAUUUAAUAUUAUAUAGACUCACUCAUAAAUAUUUAUUUGAAGGAGAAACUAAAUCAGAAAUUUAUUUAAAUAAUAAAAUGUAUAAUAAAGCUGAUUACAAUUUCAGAAAUAUUCAUUAUUACUUUCACCAUUUAUUAUCUAAAAUGCUUGAAGAUAAACCAUCAAAAAGAAUUACUGCUAAAGAAGCACUCACUAUUUUAGAAUACAUCUCUAAAUAAAUUGAAGAAAUCCCUCCAGAUGAAAACAUUUAAAGAAUCCCUGUCAUGGUAUCCAUCAAACAUAAAUCAGAUCCUAAUCUUUUAAACUUAGAUUUCUGA